AUGAGAUUCCUUGUCGAUUCUGGAUCAGUAAUCUCUCUCAUGCCCAAGCCCGCCAUCAAUCACACGCUCACAGAAGAUGAUCUGACUUUCUUCGCAGCCAAUGGGACCGUUAUCCGAACCUACGGUCGAAAAGUCAUCACCCUUGACUUCAAUAUUCGCCGUACAUUUAAUUGGCCUUUAAUAAUCACAGAUGUUAAGUCAGCCAUUCUCGGCGCAGACUUCCUGGUCCACUUUGCAUUGCUCCUAGAUCUCAAAGGACGAUGUCUCAUCGAUACAACCUCGUCAUGCACAACUCAGGGCACACUAUUUGAGGCCAUGGUACACAGCAUUUCAACAAUCGAUCGCUCAAUCUGUCCUGGUGCACAUGACGCCAAAUACCUGCAAUUACUCAACCAAUUCAUCGACACAACUCAUCCCAGCACCAAUCCUGUCACAGCCACUGACAGUCAAGUCGCUCAUCACAUUGAGACAACUGGGCCACCAGUAUUUGAGCGCCCACGACGUCUCACCGGCGAGAAACUACAAAUAAUCUUUAGCUAUUUGACCUCCUGCUACAUCAUGGCGUGA
Molecule: messenger RNA, 567 nt
Organism: Bactrocera neohumeralis
Lineage: Eukaryota; Metazoa; Arthropoda; Insecta; Diptera; Tephritidae
Exons: 1
Coding region: 1-567 (188 amino acids)
Source: RefSeq, a predicted model, not a curated record